AUGUGGGAGCUGCGUCCCCUCCUGCUGCUGCUCUCGGGGGUCCUGGUCCUAACCCAAAACCGGGCGGUCCCCCACUCCCUGAGGUAUGUCUACACCACCGUGUCCCGGCCCGGCUGCGGGGAAGCCCGCUUCAUCGUCGUCGGCUACGUGAACGACAUGCAGUUUCUGCGUUUCGACAGCGACUCGGCUAGUCAGAGGGCCGAGCCGCGGGGACUGUGGGUGGAACGGGAGGACCCCGAGUACUGGGAAGAGGUGACGCGGAUCUGCAAGAGCAACGCACUGGAUUCCCGAGUGAGCCUGAGCAACCUGCGCGGCUUGUACAACCAAAGCGAGGCGGAUUCUCACACCCUUCAGUGGAUGCAAGGCUGCGACAUGGGAUCCGACGGGCGCCUCGGACGCGGGUACUACCAAUCCGCCUACGACGGGGCCGACUACAUCGCCCUGAACGAGGAUCUGCGCUCCUGGACGGCGGCGAGCACACAGGCUUGGAUCACCCAGCGCAUGUGGGAGCAGGCGGGUGAGGCUGAGUACCAGAGGAACUACCUGGCGGGGGAGUGCAUACCUUGGCUCCUCAGUUACCUGGAGAAAGGAAACGAGACGCUGCUGCGAGCAGAAGCCCCCAGAAGACACAUAUCCCACCACCCCUUCUCUGACCAUGAGGUCACCCUGAGGUGCUGGGCCCUGGACUUCUACCCUGCCGAGAUCACCCUGACCUGGCAGCAUGAUGGGGAGGACCUGACCCAGGACACAGAGCUAGUGGAGACCAGGCCUUCAGGGGAUGGAACCUUCCAGAAGUGGGCAGCUGUGGUGGUACCUUCUGGAGAGGAGCAGAGAUACACGUGCCGUGUGCAGCACCAGGGGCUGCCAGAGCCUGUCACCCUGAGAUGGGAGCCCCCUUCUCAGUCCACUAUCCUCACUGUGGGCAUCAUAGUUGGCCUGGUUCUCCUUGGGGCUGUGGUCAUUGGAGCUGUGGUGGGAGUUUGGAUCUGCAGGAAGAAGCACUCAGGUGAGAAAGGAGGAAAGUACACUCAGGCUGCAAGUAACGACAGUUCCCAGGGCUCUGACGAGUCUCUCAGGAACCCUAGAGGUAAGACUCUGGAGGCUGUUUGUGAGACAGCUGCCCCGCUGGAUUUUCUCACAUCCCAGUGUUGA
Molecule: messenger RNA, 1152 nt
Organism: Sorex fumeus (smoky shrew)
Lineage: Eukaryota; Metazoa; Chordata; Mammalia; Eulipotyphla; Soricidae
Product: BOLA class I histocompatibility antigen, alpha chain BL3-6-like
Exons: 8
Coding region: 1-1152 (383 amino acids)
Biological process (GO): positive regulation of T cell mediated cytotoxicity; antigen processing and presentation of endogenous peptide antigen via MHC class Ib; antigen processing and presentation of endogenous peptide antigen via MHC class I via ER pathway, TAP-independent
Cellular component (GO): external side of plasma membrane
Molecular function (GO): peptide antigen binding; signaling receptor binding
Source: RefSeq, a predicted model, not a curated record